Molecule: messenger RNA, 723 nt
Organism: Parnassius apollo (apollo)
Lineage: Eukaryota; Metazoa; Arthropoda; Insecta; Lepidoptera; Papilionidae
Source: the annotation of a GenBank genome assembly
AUGACAGAUAGCACAGAAGUCGAAGUGACUUAUGUUUCCCAGCGCAAUAAAAGGAAAAGAGAGGAAGCAGAUGAAAAUUCGAGUGAUAUUCUGAUUGGACGCGUUUUAUUGGCUUUAGGGUUUUCUGUACACAUAUCGAGUAACAAACUUACUAUAAUCGAAAAGUCUUCUCUUGUUAAUAUUUGUGACGUAGGUAAGGCUGUAACUGACUUCGAUAAUGUAGAUACCGACAUUACAAAUAAUUUAAAACCGCAAUUAAUGAAACUUCUUGGCUGCUUUACGGACUCAUUUGUCGAAGGCACGCCUACAAGUAGAGUAAAGACGGGUGAAUUAGAAAUUAAACUAAUAGUUCCUUGCAAAAUCGUGCAACGUCGGCCUUACUGCUUGAAUGCUGAGGAACGGUGUCUAAACGGCGAGGUGGCCUUAGACGGUGCAGAUAUAGAUUGUCUAAACGGCGAGGUGGCUUUAGACGGUGCAGAUAUAGAUUGUCUAAACGGCGAUGUGGCCUUAGACGGUGCAGAUAUAGAUUGUCUAAACGGCGAGGUGGCCUUAGACGGUGCAGAUAUAGAUUGUCUAAACGGCGAGGUGGCCUUAGACGGUGCAGAUAUAGAUUGUCUAAACGGCGAGGUGGCCUUAGACGGUGCAGAUAUAGAUUGUCUAAACGGCGAGGUGGCCUUAGACGGUGCAGAUAUAGUUUGUCUAAAUGGCGAGGUGGCCAUUUAG